Molecule: messenger RNA, 339 nt
Organism: Ustilaginoidea virens
Lineage: Eukaryota; Fungi; Ascomycota; Sordariomycetes; Hypocreales; Clavicipitaceae
Exons: 2
Coding region: 1-339 (112 amino acids)
Source: RefSeq, a predicted model, not a curated record
AUGGCAGACCAUGUCCAUCGCAUCACCAUGUUUAAGCUGCCCGAUCCAGCUGACCAGCAGAAGCUAGUCGAGGCCUACAGGGUCGUCGACCAAACCAACCAAAAGGAUGGCAAACCUUACAUUCUUUCUUUAGCUGUUGGCCCAACCGAGGAUGACCCUCGUUCCCAAGGCUACACGGUGGCUUGCAAGACCGAAUUCGCCAGUCUGGACGACAUGAGAUACUACGACGAGAGUUGUGCAGCUCAUCAAACUCUCAAGGCCACUGCAAAGAAUCUCGGCUUGGAGGGUGUGCUGACUGUCUACUUCAAGCCACAGGUCACGGGGGGCGCCUCAUCCUGA